Messenger RNA from Oncorhynchus gorbuscha (pink salmon), 3187 nucleotides. RefSeq names its product solute carrier family 25 member 39-like. The transcript is spliced from 12 exons. The record is from RefSeq and is a predicted model, not a curated record. Gene Ontology annotation, biological process: mitochondrial transmembrane transport. The coding region runs from base 1093 to 2169 and encodes 358 amino acids. Lineage: Eukaryota; Metazoa; Chordata; Actinopteri; Salmoniformes; Salmonidae.
AACGGAUAGGAUGGAGGAGAAACAAGCAAGGGCAAGGACUCAGAUAACGUAGUGGGGCGUUUCGGACCUCACCAGUGGCUGCGCUACAGGUGUAGAUGGGGGAUAUGACAUUGUAGAUUAGGAGACAGCAGUUGGCAAUUAAUUAUUGGGUCAACCUACAGAAAGAUAGGGAGGGUGUUGAUCCAUCUGAUUUGUUUAAGAGAUGUCUGGAUACUGUGUAUCAGGAUUUUGUGGCUAUUUACACAGAUGGUUCAGGACGUACUGGGUCAGCGUUUGCGAUGCAGGACUGUGGGGUGGCAGUCAAGAAACAUAUUACAGAUUAUCUGGCUGUAUAUAAGGCAGAGUUGAUAGCCAUACUGUUGGCCUUGCAGUGGGUGGAGGAAGUCAAGCCAGACAGAGUAGUUAUUUGCUCUGAUUCAUGUGCAGUGUUGAUGAGUCUCCAGUCCUUUAGGUCACAUGGCAGACAAGGCCAUGUUUAAUGAGGGUCUACAAACCCAUGGCAAGAUUAGACAGAUGGGUAUACAGAUAAGAUUUACUUGGGUCCCAGCCCAUGUGGGGGUGGAGGGGAACGAGGCAGUUAAUGUACUGGCUUAACAAGCACUUAGUAGUGGGGAUGUUGUAGUUUCAAUAAGCAAGGCAGAGGCAACACGCCUGAUAUGGACAGUGAUGUUGCAGAGAUGGCAGGAACAGUGUAAUAGAGAUACGAAGGGGAGGCAUUUAUUUCAAGUAAAGAGGCAAGUCAGGGAGGGGAGGACGCACAUUUAUAAUUCUAACAGCGUUUUUGUUGGCAGAGUAUUUAAAUGUGUUAAAAUAUAGUUCAAUUUCUUUUUGCAAGGGAAGAAGAAGAAUAACCAAGCACGAACCGUGGUCAGACUAAUGGAAGGCGUGUCUUGACACGGCAGACAAAUCAGGGGUCGGUUUACUUGUUCCUAGCUCGAUAGCUUUGUCAAGUUAGCUAACAGCAGCUCACGGCUGUGAACAGCAUGUCCAUUCAACACUCAGGGAAACAGGCAACAUGCCAUGAAAUCCCAUCAAAUUCACAACGCAGAUAGAUACCCGUUAUAGCUACGCUAUAAACUAGAGGUGGUCAGGAUGGGGGAGCGGCCUGUUGUUACCCCCUCAGCUGGGAUCACUCCAGUGCAGCAGAUGCUGGCCUCUGGCACUGGGGCGCUGCUCACAUCAGUGUUCGUCACACCACUGGACGUUGUGAAGAUAAGGCUGCAGGCCCAGCAAACACCAUUCUAUCAAGCUUUAGCUGCUGACUCUGCUUCAUGGAGUGGUGUAAUCCGCCCCUCCAAAUGGAAGUGCUUCCUGUAUUGUAAUGGCCUGAUGGAUCACAUUUAUGUGUGUCAGUAUGGGGCCAGCUGCACCAGCUGGUACAAAACACCAACCCACUUCAGUGGCACCCUGGAUGCUUUUGUGAAGAUCACGCGCAACGAGGGGGUCAGGUCUCUGUGGAGCGGGCUGCCUCCCACACUGGUGAUGGCGGUGCCUGCCACUGUCAUCUACUUCACCUGCUAUGACCAGCUCAGAGACUUACUGCGCUACGGCAUGGGGUUCCAAGGCAACUACAUCCCCCUGGUGGCUGGGGGUCUCGCUAGACUGGGAGCAGUGAGUGUGAUCAGCCCAUUAGAGCUGGUGCGUACCAAGAUGCAGUCCCGGAAGCUGACCUACAGCGAGCUGAGGGUGUGUAUCCGCUCUAGUGUUGCCCAGGAUGGCUGGCUGUCCCUGUGGAGGGGCUGGGGACCCACCGUCCUACGAGACGUCCCCUUCUCAGCCCUGUACUGGUUCAACUAUGAGCUGGUGAAGGCCCAGCUGUGUGAUCAGUACAAUGUGUCUCAGGCCACCUUCUCAAUCAGCUUCACAGCAGGAGCCAUCUCUGGAGCUGUUGCUGCCAUCAUGACUCUACCUUUUGACGUGGUGAAGACACGAAGACAGAUCCAACUGGGGGAGAUGGAGACACUGGGAGUCCCUGUGAAGAAUCCCACAUCCACAUGGCAUAUCAUGAGGGGAAUUUUGGCUGAAUCGGGAUACAGGGGGCUCUUUGCAGGUUUCCUACCCAGGGUGAUCAAAGUUGCCCCAGCCUGUGCUGUCAUGAUCAGCACCUAUGAGUUUGGGAAGAUCUUCUUCCAGAAGAUAAACCUUGACCGAGAGCAACAGGCCUGCUGAGGGGCUGUGUGUGUGGAGAAGCAGGGUUGGCUACCUUCUUCUGUGGCAGAAUGGGAAGAGACUAUUAGCAGCAGCCAAUGCACAGGAUUUUUUGUCUGUUUUCUAGCCCUUUCUAUUGGCCCACAGGGAGGCUACUCCUACAACUGUGAACACUGUCAUAAGUGUAUCCAUGAAUGUGUCCAUUAGUUAAAUUCAGAACUGUGGGGGAACGGCCCUGUGACCUAAGGCUUAUUCAGACUUUAGCAUGCUUUCCUUGCACGCUAAAAGUGUUCAUCUUUGCUAGUACAGCCCCCUGCUGUUCAUACCUGGGAUAACACUUCUAACAACAACCCUAAAAAAACUGCAUGCAAAGUAAUCCAUUCAAUCAAGACCUUCCCUUCAACUACUAGCCCAGACCAAAUGCAAGGCUGAGCUGAGAUGAGUGGAUAUUCUUAAUGUAGCAUUCUCUCAUAUUGAUUUGUCAUCUGACCAAAUGUAGCUUACUAUUCAAUGUCCAUUUUUGUGAUGGGAAUAAAUACCAUGUAGGUGGGUUACCAUGGCUCAUUCCCCUAGGAUGAGAAAUGGGUUUUAUGAGUUAAUUUGGUACAUGUUAUUCAAUCAACCGAAAUACUUCAGACAAAACAGCUGGCAAAUUGACUAUGCUAUCUAAAAGGGGUUGACAUACUUUUUAUUUAUAUUUUUACAUGAUUGAAUGUGUGUAGGUUUUCUGUUGAUCCAUUUCAGACCUGGGCUCAAUAUAGUUUUUUUGAAGAACGUUCAUUAGAUUUUUUUUCAGCAUUUGAGAAAGAUCUGGAGUUCUACAAACUAGGCUACUGGACUGAACUGAGUUGUUGCCUUGAUCUUCAAUUUGUGUGUUUAUUAUUUCUUGUGUACCUUACAUGGAUGUAUAGAAUGUUUUGUAUGCUCUGACUGGUUUUACUGUUUUAAAAUUAUUAUUUUUCACCUUUAUUUAACCAGGUAGGCUAGUUGAGAACAAGUUGAGAUGGACAGUUGUAAAAUAAAAAGGUGUUGCACCAAU